Zychaea mexicana is the source of this 791-nucleotide messenger RNA. RefSeq lists its product as uncharacterized. The annotation marks the transcript as partial. Lineage: Eukaryota; Fungi; Mucoromycota; Mucoromycetes; Mucorales; Lichtheimiaceae. The transcript has 2 exons. The record is from RefSeq and is a predicted model, not a curated record.
CGGUCAAGCGGUCAAGAAGAAGGCGUGUGUGAUUUGCGUGUAUUAUUGUCCUACGAAGGUUUCCACCGGUAUCAUGCAGGGCGUGUCCCGACAACGUCGCCGCUUGUUAUCCAAACAGGAAGGUGCGUGCACCCGUCAAGCCACAAGGUGCACACAGGUUUCAACAACACGAUCCAUAAGAAGAAGCCACAUUACUUUCGUGCCGAACUGAAAAGACUGUCGCCUUUUUGUAUACGAGAAGAAGCGUUCGAACUAAAGGAUAGUUGCUUUGAUGCAAUGACUUUCAAAAGAAUGAUGCGCACUGUUAUCAUACCUUCCUCUUUCUCUGUGAUUAUGUCGUCACUGAGGUCUGGUAGCAGUUGUAACAGCCACAUCAAGGUACAUGCUCUACGUAUGUGCUUAGUAUGGAUUAUAAUUCAUAUGUACAGUCCAAAGCUUUGCCAAGCGGUCUUUUUACAGCAACUGGGCAAAGCAAACCGCCACAACGGUUGGAUUAACUCUAUCGCCUCGUCUCAAUCACUAAUAAAACACAAAGUACGCGUAAAUUAGCAGACAACUAACCAAGACUCAAUAUGCUCACGACACUUUACGACGGCUCUACGACAUUACGUUUCGCAAUGAAUUGUACUUUCUCAAGUCAAGCAGCAACAACAGCAGCAUCAGAGAAGAUGACAAUGUCAAGUUUAAAAGAGAUUACGCGAUGGAAGUGCGUCAAACAACUUUCUGGGCAAAGCAGCUUUGAGUGCCGCGGCGAAGUUCUACUCUCCAUGCUGCAAAACCGAAUAACAACG